GCGCUGAUUGUAAACAAAAUACAAAACAAAACACUUUUAACUUUUUAAUUAUAAUUGCAAUUAACAAACAGUGGGAACAAAAUGGUGUUCAAGUUUCCCAAAGCCCAUUGGAUGUACAAAAACUAUCCGACGACAAGUGUGGAUAAAAUGAUACCACGGAUGCGAUACGAGAUACCGGGCGAACCCAUUCGCGUGAAGGGCGACACCGAAUGGCGCCGACAGCUGUACGGCAAACACAUACGGCUCAAGACGAUCGCCCGUUCGGUGAACGAUCUGAUCCGCGACGAGCGCAUACAACUCUCCUAUUGGAAGGCAUACGAGAUCCGCAACUAUACCGAAAGGGUAAUCACCAGAGACUGUGUGGACCAGUGCUUCCCGAGCCAU
This is a messenger RNA of Medioppia subpectinata, 384 nucleotides long. NCBI's taxonomy places the organism in Eukaryota, Metazoa, Arthropoda, Arachnida, Sarcoptiformes, Oppiidae. The record is from the annotation of a GenBank genome assembly.